Molecule: messenger RNA, 1197 nt
Organism: Rhizophagus irregularis DAOM 181602=DAOM 197198
Lineage: Eukaryota; Fungi; Glomeromycota; Glomeromycetes; Glomerales; Glomeraceae
Source: RefSeq, a predicted model, not a curated record
AUGCCUGUUCAACUCCCAUUGAUUCCUAUUAUUCCGAUAGAUUCUGAUAAAGCACGAAAUGUAGAGGUGUCUUUGACUUUACGCAGAAUAUUUUAUCAACCAUCUGGAUAUCAGAGGACUGCCAAAAAAUUGUAUGAGACAUCACAAAAUGCUGGACAUGAUUUCACCUUAGAUGAAGUACAGGAUUGGCUUGAAAGACAGGCAGUACAUCAAGUCCACAAACCUCGUUCCCGAUUUAUCCCUCGAGUAAGUUUCAGUUCUAUACAAGUUCCUAAUGAAGUUCAUCAAGCUGACAUUUUGUAUAUGCUAUAUGACAAGAUUGGAUAUGUGAUUUAUCUUUUCUGUCUCAAUAUAGUUAAUAUAGCAUCAAGGUAUAAAGGAAGUGUCCCCAUAGGUUCAACCAGUGUUAAAGAUCGACAGGGAAUCCUAACUUUUCAUACUAUUGCUCGGACUUUUGAAAAGACCCAACAACUUGGUAUAUCUCCUGCUGAAGCUAUAAAAAAAUCACGAGUAUCUUCCAGAUCUUCUUAUCCUCGUGAUGGACCUGUUGGAUAUGAAGAGGAGAAACUACCACCAGAUAUAAGUGUAAGGUACUUACUUGAACCAAAUGAUCUGGAAGGCAGAAGACGUCGAGCAGGAGAUAUGAAUUGGUCACCUAAGAUUUAUCAUAUCCAUAUGUCUUUAACACAGAAAAAUCAACCAGUUUUAUACUGGUUUAUUGAUAAUGAUGGUAAAGAAUUAAAGAGAUCCUUUUCUUCUACCUCAUCAUCUGCUUGGGAGAUACCUGCUUUAAUUACUGCAAUUAGAGCUGAUUUAAUUUCAUGGUAUGUUGGCUUGGCUGGUAUAGCUUGGGUAGACAUAAUUUUUAUAUCAUGUAAAGUUUUUUUUAAUUUAACUUAUUUAUACUUAAUAAAAAUGAUUGGAGAAUAUACUUGUGAAUAUUUACAUAAUACAGGAAAGCCUUAUGGUCGUUCAUCUAGUGGUCGAUGUCAAUCUCAUAUUGGGAGUUAUUAUCAAAAUCGGUAUGAAAAUAGGCUUCGUCAAAGAAUCAGAGCAAUUUAUGAUUAGGGUUAAAUUUUGGUUAGACUUCAUUGUCCCAGAUUUUUUCGUAUUGCAGGGAAAGCUUUACAAUAUGUCUAGUUGACUACUUGCUAUACAUUUUUUGGUUAGACCUGGGUUGGAUUUUUGGUUAGACUU